AUGGGGAAGCUUAAGCGCUUAGAGCUCAACAACUUCAAGUCUUACAAAGGACAUCAAAAGAUCGAGUUUGGUGAAUCGUACUUUACAAGUAUCAUUGGUCCCAAUGGAUCCGGAAAAUCGAAUUCCAUGGACGCCAUUUCUUUCGUCCUCGGAAUUAAAUCCGCUCAACUCCGAUCUGCCUCUCUAAAGGACCUUGUCUACCGCGGCCGAGUCCUCAAGCAAAAUAAAGUUAACGGAACGAUACACCCAGAUACAAAUGGCGAAGACUCUCUUCUUGUCGAGGAUAUUGCAGAUGCUAGUGCGUCGCAGGCCGACCCUAAAACUGCAUGGGUGAUGGCCGUCUACGAAGAUGACGAUGGAGAAGAGCAUCAUUGGAAGCGAUUGAUCAGUUCCUCCGGCGCUAGCGAAUACAGGAUCAACAACAGGGUUGUUACGGCGGCGGAGUACAAUGCAGCACUUGAGAAAGAGAAUAUUUUGAUCAAGGCCAGGAAUUUCUUGGUUUUCCAGGGUGAUGUCGAAGCUGUGGCAUCGCAAUCACCAAAGGAUCUUACCCGAUUAAUCGAACAAAUCAGUGGAUCGUUAGAGUGGAAAUCUGAAUACGAGCGCUUGAAGAUUGAACAGGAUCGGGCUAUAGAACACUCGAACGCCAACCUCAACAAGCGACGUGGUAUCAAUGCCGAAAUCAAGCAAUAUCAAGAGCAAAAACGGGAAGCCGAGAAUUACGAACGGAAGGCAAAUGAGAAGGACCAAGCGAUCAUUACACAUGUCCUUUGGAAAUUAUUUCAUUUCCAGAAGACGAUGGAGGAUAAUAAAGCCAAAAUCGCGCAGCAACAAGCAGAAAUGCGACUUCUCAAGCAUUCGUAUGAGAAAGACAACAAAGUUUACGAGCAAGCGAGAGCAGCCCAAGCAGUGGCUAGUCGAACUAUGUCUAAAAAGGAAAAGGAAAUCAAGAAGAAGGAGGCCGCAAUUGAAGAUAAGGAGGUUUCCCUUUUGCCAGUCGACGAAAAGAUCAAAGCAGCUCAGGGGAAGGUCCAAGCUGCGGAAAACCGUAUCAGGGAAAUAAAUCGGGAUCAUGACAACCAGAAGACGUCGAUGGAGGAUUAUAAUAGGCAAAUCAAAAUAGUCAAAACUGCCCAAGCCAAGUUUGAGGCUGAUCAAGCGAAAGCAGCAGCUCAGUCUGGUGUCGCGCUUUCGAGUAAAGAUCUUGCCGAAUACGCUAAGCUUCGUGAACAGUUCAGUACUAAGGCCGGAGCCGAAAACAUGAAGCUGGAGGGUCUAGAGCGUGAGGCCAAAACUGAGACCGAGACACUCGAAGCGCUACGGAACAAGGUCGCCGGUCACGAACGACGACUUGAGGCAGCUAAUAGUGAGCUCCAAUCCAUGAAAGCGAAUUUCGAGGACGUCGACAACGAGUUCGAAACCGCCAACCAGGAAGUCCACCAGAAGAAGAAGGAGCUCAAGCUUCUCAACGACGAACGUGCCAAGACUCAACAGGCUAAAAUGAAGCUCGAGAGCCAGCUACAAGAAGCACUCAAGAAACUUCACGAGCUUGAUGAUGGCAGGAAGCAGAACGAAAAAGAAAUUAAGAUGCGCGAGACAGUUGCCACUCUGAAACGUCUGAAUCCUGGCGUUAAGGGAAGGAUCUCGGACCUCUGCAAGCCUAAGUUGAAAAAAUAUCAGGAUGCGGUCUCCACAGCUCUGGGCAGACACUUUGAUGCCAUUGCUGUUGACAAUGAGAAGACUGCUCAUGAAUGCAUACGAUAUCUCAAGGAACACCGAGUUGCUGUCGCUACGUUCAUUCCCAUGGAAACGAUUGUGAAUAAGCCACUCAACUCCAGUCUCAAGGGUAUGCAUAGAGGUAUGCGCAUGGCAAUCGACACAAUCGAUUAUGACCCAUCCGUAGAGAGGGCUAUGCUCUAUGCUUGUGGAAACACUGUUGUUUGUGAGACGAUUGAAGUAGCUAAGUACAUCUGUUAUGAAAAGAAAGUUGAAGUUAAAGCGGUUACCCUAGAUGGUACUGUCAUUCACAAGGGUGGUAUGAUGACCGGUGGUCGGGUUGAUAAGAAAAAUGCUCGACGCUGGGAUGAAACAGAAGCCGAUGGGUUUAGAAAGUUGGUCGAGGAACUGAAAACCAAGAUCCAGGACCUAGAUAGGGCCUCUUACCGUCCGGAGGAAGAGAGUCUACGAAAUGAUUACGAUCGACUUGAGAAGAAAUUGAGCGGCCUACGAGAGGAACGGGAUUUCGUAAAGAACCAAGUGGAUGAUAAGACCAAAUUCGUUAGCCACCUGGAGAAGGAACUGAGCGGUCUCAGACCCGAACUCAAUAAUGCUGAGAAGACGGUUGAUGGCCUUGAGCGACAGAUCGAAAAGCUUCGAGCAGGAAUCCAUCGUGUCCAAGACGGUAUCUUUAAAGAUUUCUGCAAGAAAGCAGGCCUUGAGAACAUUCGAUCCUAUGAAGAGACACAGGGCUCUUUGGAAGCUACAGCCGCCCAGAAGCGCCUAGAAUUCAAUUCUCAACUGAAAAAGCUGACGACACAGCUACAAUUUGAGAAGGAUCGUAUCGCCAAUACGCAGACUCGGCUCGCUUCCCUCGAAGGCCAAGUUAAGACAGCUGAGAAAAGGAUCAAAGAGUUUGAGAAAGAGAAGGCUGAAGUUACUGAAGAGCUGGAAGUACUGAACGAAGAGCUUGAAGCCCUCAAAGAGGACUUUGAGGCCGCCUCAGGCGAAAUCCAAGAACUUGCGGAGAAGGUUGCAGCUGCCAAGCGCGACGUUUCGAAGCGAAGCAAAGAGAUGGAGAAUGUUGGGAAGAUUGUCACACAAUUAGAGAGUGAUAUUGAACGAACAUCUACUAAUCGGUACGCGUUGCUAAGGCGAUGUAAGCUAGAGGAGAUUAACAUUCCCCUCACAGCUGAGUCGGAAGCGUUGGAUGCCGUUCCCAUCGAGGAUGCUCUCGCCCCACAAGCGGACCCCGAUGCUAUGGAUGUUGAUGAGGAUCCACACACUGGAACCACUGGUGCCGUUGAAAUCGAAGAUUUUGGCGUCGUUGUCGAUUUCUCAAACCUAGACGAGGAUCUCCAAACCAGUGGUGACGACCGUACCGAGGAGGAUUUGCUCGACCGGGUUAAAACAAUCGAAAGCGAGCUCGAGAAGCUUUCUCCUAACUCCAAGGCGGUCGAACGUCUUGCUGGGGUUGAAGACCGGCUCCAGGAAACUGAAAAGGAGUUCGAGAAGAGUAGACGAGAUGCUAAGGCUGCGAAAGAUCGGUUCCUGGCCGUCAAAGAAAAGAGGACACAAUUGUUUAAUAAGGCAUUUAGCCACAUCUCAGAUCAAAUUGGAAAAGUCUACAAAGAUCUGACCAAGAGCAAAACCUUUCCUCUUGGUGGCACAGCCUACUUGGAUGUAGAGGAUCAGGACGAGCCAUAUCUCGAUGGAAUCAAAUACCACGCCAUGCCUCCCAUGAAACGCUUCAGAGAUAUGGAGCAUCUCUCUGGUGGUGAGAAGACAAUGGCGGCACUAGCAUUGCUUUUCGCCAUUCACUCCUAUCAAUCAUCUCCAUUCUUUGUUCUCGAUGAAGUUGACGCUGCCUUGGACAAUGCCAACGUCCAAAAGAUCGCCAAUUAUAUUUGCAACAACUGUGGGCCUGGUUUCCAAUUUAUUGUUAUCAGUUUGAAAACUGGGUUAUUCCAACAGAGCCAGGCUUUGGUGGGUAUUUAUAGAGACCAGGUUGAGAACUCGAGUAAGAGUUUGACAUUGGAUCUACGAAAAUAUGUUGAGGCUUAA
Orbilia oligospora ATCC 24927 is the source of this 3780-nucleotide messenger RNA. RefSeq lists its product as uncharacterized. The coding region runs from base 1 to 3780 and encodes 1259 amino acids. NCBI's taxonomy places the organism in Eukaryota, Fungi, Ascomycota, Orbiliomycetes, Orbiliales, Orbiliaceae. Gene Ontology annotation, biological process: sister chromatid cohesion. Gene Ontology annotation, molecular function: ATP binding; protein binding; DNA binding. Gene Ontology annotation, cellular component: cohesin complex; chromosome; nucleus. The transcript has 6 exons. The record is from RefSeq and is a predicted model, not a curated record.